This is a messenger RNA of Syngnathus acus (greater pipefish), 2102 nucleotides long. RefSeq names its product 4-aminobutyrate aminotransferase (gene abat). The coding region runs from base 289 to 1791 and encodes 500 amino acids. The record is from RefSeq and is a predicted model, not a curated record. Gene Ontology annotation, biological process: GABA catabolic process. Gene Ontology annotation, cellular component: mitochondrion. Lineage: Eukaryota; Metazoa; Chordata; Actinopteri; Syngnathiformes; Syngnathidae. Gene Ontology annotation, molecular function: pyridoxal phosphate binding. The transcript has 16 exons.
AAAGCAGCCAAUCAUACGCGGGUCUACUCGGGGACAACUCUACUUGGGGGCAAACGUCUUGUAAUAGAACCGAACUAUUUCCUCCAGACCUGGCAGUGGAGAGACAUAAGUUCGUCAGCUCGACCACCAGAACGGAACCACAAAGACAAGAAGCCCCUUCUUCCUGUAGCGCGGCGGCUGACGGACGAGACUGCGCGCUGCAGUCGAGCCCUUCUGCAGCACACGCACACACACGCUCAACCCGAUCCAGUCGUCGGAUCCGCGGGGUGACCUGGUCGGACACCUGUCAUGGCAUCCUCUGUGAUCAGCCGUCAUCUUGCGCUGUCCCUCCACAAAAACCUACACCUCAGUCUUUCAGGAUGCCGAUAUGCAAGCAAAGCGGCCCCAAAGGCCCAGUUGGACUUUGAGUAUGAUGGACCCUCCAUGAAAACUGAAGUUCCUGGGCCAAGAUCUCAUGAACUAACCAAACAACUGGGAGAAAUCCAGAAUGUUGGUGCUAUCAACUUCUUCUGCAAUUAUGAAGAGAGCAGGGGCAAUUACCUGGUGGAUGUGGAUGGCAACCGUAUGCUGGACAUCUACACUCAGAUCUCCUCCAUUCCAAUUGGAUACAACCACCCUGCUCUCCUCAAACUAAUGUCCAACCCCAACAAUCUGAGUACACUGGUGAACAGACCCGCCCUUGGAAUCUUGCCACCUGAGAAUUUUCCAGACAAAAUCAACGAAAGUCUUCUUUCAGUGGCUCCAAGUGGAAUGAGUCGUGUUCAGACUAUGGCCUGUGGCUCAUGCUCCAAUGAAAAUGCUUACAAGGCCAUGUUUAUCUGGUACAAGAAUAAAGAGCGAGGCCACACCUCACCAUCUGCUGAAGACCUCACCUCCUGCAUGAUAAAUCAGGGUCCAGGUUGUCCAGAUUUGAGUAUUUUAUCUUUCAUUGGUGGUUUCCAUGGUAGAACGAUGGGUUGUUUGUCAACGACGCACUCCAAAGCAAUACAUAAAUUGGACGUGCCCGCUUUUGAUUGGCCGAUCGCCCCCUUCCCCAAACUGCAAUAUCCACUGGAGGAAUUCAGCAGAGAAAACGCGCAGGAGGAGGCUCGCUGUUUGGAGGAGGUGGAGGACCUGAUUGUCAAGUGGAGACAAAAGGGAAAGCCUGUUGCCGGGAUUGUAAUUGAACCCAUUCAAGCCGAGGGAGGAGAUAAUCACGCCACUGCGGAUUUUUUCAGGAGCCUCCGCAAAAUUGCAAGCAAGCAUGGCUGUGCUUUCCACGUGGAUGAGGUCCAAACUGGAGGAGGGUGCACAGGAAAGUUCUGGGCCCAUGAGCACUGGGGCAUGGACAACCCCGCUGAUAUUGUCUCAUUCAGCAAGAAGCUUCUGACUGGAGGUUACUUCUACAGAGAUGAAUUUGAAGCUGAUAAGGGCUACCGCAUCUUCAACACAUGGAUGGGUGACCCUUCAAAGAACUUGUUGCUGUCCGAGGUCCUCAGUGUGAUCCGCAGAGAAAACCUCCUGGUGGAGGUGACUCGUUCAGGAAAAGCCUUGAUGACUGGCCUGAAUGAGUUACAGGCUCAGUACCCUGGCAUCCUGAGUCGAGCUCGAGGGCAAGGAACCUUCUGUGCCAUCGAUGUCUGCGAUGAUGCAACACGCAACGACAUCCUCGUGAAGGCCCGGAACAAGGGUAUCUUCCUGGGAGGGUGUGGAGAUCGAUCAAUCCGUUUCCGUCCAGCAUUGGUCUUCAAGGAGUACCACGUCCACUUGUUCCUUAAUCUCUUCAACGACGUGUUGGCCCAGAUCAAAUGAAAAACAAAACAACAUUCCAAGACAGAAUGCAGAAUAGAAAGGGGAGGGGGGGGGCACCCCCUUCAUGUCCAUGACGAGAUAAGCACAAAGCAUACUAUUGAAAAAGGCCAAGGUCAGUCGAGUUUACCCAAGCCACAACAAUGAUAACAAUAUCUCCGUACAUGUGAUGUCAUCAAGCCGUCAAUUAAUUCAGUAUUUCCAAUCAUUGUCAUGAUUCUCUAAAUGUGUGGGAAUGACAGCCGAAAUGAAUUUGGAUCGAUGGAAACUGGCAGAGCAGUGGGUGAAGUGAAAAUGAAAAGUCCAACACCAUU